This is a messenger RNA of Trichoplax adhaerens, 2628 nucleotides long. RefSeq lists its product as uncharacterized. The transcript has a single exon. The coding region runs from base 1 to 2628 and encodes 875 amino acids. Gene Ontology annotation, cellular component: Golgi apparatus. Gene Ontology annotation, molecular function: heparan sulfate N-sulfotransferase activity; deacetylase activity. NCBI's taxonomy places the organism in Eukaryota, Metazoa, Placozoa, Uniplacotomia, Trichoplacea, Trichoplacidae. The record is from RefSeq and is a predicted model, not a curated record.
AUGACGAAAACUUGCAGUCCGCAUCGUCUCAUUAUAUCAGGUUUGGUUUUGAGCUAUAUCUCAUUGACGGUCUUUCUAGCAAUAACGAACGAUAUCAAUGCUUAUAAAUGGAAAUUAAAUGAUGAUAAUAAUUAUUGGAUUGUAAAUGGUAGUAUUUUACGGCAAACUUCACCCAAAUAUAGAUAUAAUCAUCGGCUACCACUCAUUAGUGAUGGUAUAGCCAGAAAGAAUCCACUACAAUUGUUAUUGCUAUCAUCGUCUGAUAGUCGCAAACAGCGUUCAACUAAAAAGGUUAAAAUUUUAAUUAUCUCACGUCGAAAUAAACUUAAUUCAUUUGCUAAAGGGAUCGCAACUGCUAUUGAAGCUAACAAAUUGGAUUAUUCUAUUACAGUUGGUGAUAAUUUACCACAAUAUUUAUUAAAUCGACGUCAUUUCAAAUUGAUUAUAUUUGACAGCCUAAAAUAUUAUGUAAACCUUAGCCAACGUAAUAAAUUAGCUGUCACUACUUAUUGCAAAGAACAAAAACGUGUUGGUAUUUUGGUAUUUGCUAAUAAUGAAUCAGUUCAUCAUACUAACAUACCAAUAUUAUCAAGUAAUCAAUUUCUUCCUGAUGUCGCAAGUGUUCGAAUUAAAAGCCCAAAUCCAAUAUUACGAUUAACACGUGAUGGUGGUAAUGUAACACACAACUUGCCAAAUCGACCUUGGACUGUCUUCAACAAUUAUACUCAUAUGCAGCCUAUCUUAUAUAUUAACAGUAAGAAUGGCCAACAAUAUGUUGGUGGAUUACUGGAUGAUGGAAAAGAUGAUAAUAUUAAACGAGUUUUCUUUGGCAAUUGUAUCGAUUUUUGGCUUAUCAGAUUGUUAUUCCUUGAUGCUAUCGCUUAUUUAUCUAAUGGUGUUUUUCAACGACAAUUAAGCAGGUGGUUACAAGUCGAUGUCGAUGAUGUCUUUGUUGGUAAGAAAGGUAUACGAAUGACCGACGAAGAUGUGAAUGCAAUGUUAAAAGGCCAAGAAAUGAUUCGAAAGAAUGUCGACAAUUUUAAAUUUAUGUUGGGCUUUUCAGGCCAUUAUUUCAUGAAGGGUCUACCCACAGAAAAUCGAGGCGAUAUAGCCUUAAUAAGCAACGCCAGCAAAUUUUGGUGGUUUUGCCAUAUGUGGAAGCAUACAAAACCUCAUCUUUUUCAGACAACGGAAUUGUUGAUUGCAGAUAUGGAGCGCAGUCGAAAUUUCGCUACUAGAUCGAAUUUACCUAUUGUACCUGGCUACUCUGUAUCUCCCCAUCAUUCAGGCAUAUACCCCGCUUAUGAGCCACUUUAUAAUGCGUGGAAAAGAGUUUGGAAUAUUACGGUAACUACGACUGAGGAAUACCAUCAUCUAAAUCCAGCUCAUAAAAGGAAAGGCUUUAUUCAUAAAAACAUUCAAGUUCUACCUCGACAGACAUGUGGAUUAUUUACGAAAACUUUACAUUUUAAGACAUAUCCAGGCGGUAUUAAACGUUUGAAUCAAAGCAUAUUUGGUGGAGAAUUAUUUCGUACAUUAACUGAUAAUAUUAUUUGCAUAUUUAUGACUCAUAUGCCCAAUUAUGCCAAUGAUCGUAUGGCAAUCUACACUUUCGUUCAUGCUAUUGAUUUUUUGAAAAGGUGGACAAAUAUCAAAUUGAGCUCAGCACCACCAUCGGAACUAGGUCAAUCGUAUUUUCGAUUGUAUCCAGAUGAGAAAGACCCACUUUGGCUAAAUCCAUGCACUGAUAAAAGACAUAAAGCUAUCUGGCCGUUUGUUCAAGGAUGUAAACAGUUGCCAAGUAUGAUUAUAGUUGGGCCACAAAAGACCGGCACUACGGCGCUUUCCUUAUAUUUAUCGCUUCACCCAAAAUUUAAACCGAAUAAAGCGAGUAAAAGAACUUUCGAAGAAGUUCAAUUUUUUAAUGAUAAUAAUUAUCGCAAAGGUUUAAAAUGGUAUAUGGAAUUUUUCCCUCCUAUUGAGAGCUCACUGGUUGAGCAAUCAAUCAGAUACUUUGAAAAAAGUGCAACCUACUAUGAUCGAGCUUUAAUCCCAAAACGUAUGAAUGCUCUUCUGCCUGAUGUUGACGUUAUCAUUAUUUUAUCAGAUCCUGUUAAGCGUGCCUAUUCAUGGUAUCAGCAUAUGAAAAAUCAUUCUCACCCAGCAGCAUUAAAUUAUUCAUUCUAUGAUGUUAUUACUAACAAGAAACAAGAUCGACUUAUUAAGCAAUUACAGGAUCGCUGCAUUAGACCUGGAAAAUAUGUUAUCCAUUUAGAAAGGUGGUUAGAUUAUUAUCAUCCGUCUCAUGUUAUAAUUGUAGAUGGUAAACAACUAAUCGACGAUCCUAUACAAGUAAUGGCUGAUCUUCAAAUUAAAUUAAAGGUCAAUGAUAUAUUGGAUUACUCUAUGAAGCUCCAAUUUGAUCAGAGAAAGGGUUAUUACUGCGUCAAGAGAGAGAGAGGACGUAAUAAAUGCCUUGGUCGAAGUAAAGGUCGCAAGUAUCCACCUAUGGACAAGGAUUCUGAGAUGUACCUAAGAAAUUUUUACAGACCGUACAACAUUAAGUUAAAGGAAGUAUUAGAAUCGCGUUCGCUAGCCAUUCCUACUUGGUUGAAAGAGCAAACGUGA